This is a messenger RNA of Sitodiplosis mosellana (orange wheat blossom midge), 1351 nucleotides long. RefSeq lists its product as uncharacterized. Lineage: Eukaryota; Metazoa; Arthropoda; Insecta; Diptera; Cecidomyiidae. The transcript has 5 exons. The record is from RefSeq and is a predicted model, not a curated record. Bases 375 to 881 code for a protein of 168 amino acids.
UAUAAGUGAAUUUUGUUGAAUGUUUUAAUACUUCUGAAUAACGAAUCAACAAACAUUGAUACCUAAAUUUCAUCUCAAGCGACUCCUUGCAAAACUACGAUAAAUUCCAUAGCAGAGCCGUUUUUUGGGGAUCUUCCUCUUCUUCUUAUUGUGAAAUUCAUUGCAUUCAAUAGAAUAGUAAUGAAUUUCACAAUAAGGAGAAGAGGAAGAUCCCGGAAAAAACAGGCUUUGUUUCAAAGAAUAAAAUAUUCUCGAGUGACUCGUUCUAAUAAAGAAAUGCAUUUUAAAUGGGUUUUGGUGCAGCCAAAUUGAUUUGAAAUUUGAAGGUAUUUUUCUUCAAGUAUAACCUCAUCAUUCGGGUAUAAAAAGUCAAAAUGGCAUUACCGACCGUUGGAGAAUUCUGUUGCUGCAUUAACUUGAUAACUGGUGGAAAAAUCCUCGGUUGGCUUGGAGUCAUACAAGGAGUCCUUUACAUCCUUGCCGGUUUUCAACUGCCUCAAUAUUUCUUGGGGGCAAUCAUUUGUCUAGUAGUUAGUGGUUGUUGGCUCUAUGGAAUCGAAAAAACUCGACCAAGCUAUAUGCUCCUGGAUGUGGUAGUAACAGCGAUUGGCCUCGUGAUUCUUUACAUUGCUGAUGUAUUUGUUUUAUUUGCUAUUGUAUUGGCACUAUCUUCUGGAAAGCCAAUAGAUACCAAAGAGGUACCACUACCAGGCAUUGUAAUCAUUCUUAUCAUCGCAAAUUUGAUUGCUACGUACUUUGCGAUUGUCACAUACUCCGUCUACAAAGCAGUGAAAGAACUUUCUGAAGCUAGACUGCCAACCGUAUACCAGGCCGCCCCUCAAGGUGUAACUCAGGGUGCUAAAUAUCCGACGCUAAAUUAAUUUGUGAUCCACUACUGAUCAACGUUUGAAUGACGGCUUUCAUCAUGUCGGUUUUCAUGAUCAAAAUUAAUUCAUUUUUUUUUUUACAACCACAAUGUUUGUCGAUGAGAUGGACAAACGGAUAUAUGUUAAAUCUGUCAAAAUCGUUGCAACAAAUAUUGUAUGUUACUAUCACGGCUUCCAAAAAAUUCACAUUGAAUAAACACACCAAUGACGAGAGUUGAAGCAUAUUUAACUUCGACCAAACUAUUUGUCCAAGCAUCUCAUUAAUUUUGUCCAAAGAUCACAUUUUCUGUUUAAACUAAGCAAACGGAAAUAUACACUCACAUAAAUCUCUCUGAAACUUCUCGCUUUUUGAUCAUACGCACAUUAGUGGUAGUUAUUUUUGAAAUAGUUGAAAAAAUUAAAUAUUUAAAUGUUUCUCAAAUCAAAUGUAUUCUACCUCAAAAUAAAUGACAGUAAAAGUGUAA